Messenger RNA from Sarcophilus harrisii (Tasmanian devil), 2309 nucleotides. It is a transcript of the gene THEM6, whose product is annotated as thioesterase superfamily member 6. The record is from RefSeq and is a predicted model, not a curated record. NCBI's taxonomy places the organism in Eukaryota, Metazoa, Chordata, Mammalia, Dasyuromorphia, Dasyuridae. The transcript is spliced from 2 exons. The coding region runs from base 210 to 830 and encodes 206 amino acids.
CACGUGCCUCGCGCCUCCCCCCUCGCCCGGCUUCCGCGGGUGGUUUCUCCCGUGCGCCGCAUUCGCUCAGGCUGUCUCUCUCGGCCGGUUUCUCCGCCGGUCCCCAGGCCGCGGGGGGGCCCUCGCAGCCGGCGCGCGCCCGCCCUCUCGCUGCCCGCCCUCUCGCUGCCCGCCCGGCUUCCGAUCCGUCCCCGCCUGCCGCCGCCGGGAUGCUGUGGCUGCUGGUGGCGCUGGGGCUGGCGGCCGCCUACUUCUCCCUGCUGGACGGCUGGUACCUGGUGCGCGUGCCGUUGGCUGUGCUGCGCGCCCGCCUGCUGCAGCCGCCCGUGCGCGACCUGCUGGCGGAACAGAGCUACGCGGGCCGCGUGCUCCCCUCCGACCUGGACCUGCUGCUGCACAUGAACAAUGCGCGCUACCUGCGCGAGGCGGACGUGGCGCGCGCCGCGCACCUGGCCCGCUGCGGCGUGCUCGGGGCCCUGCGCGCGCUCGGCGCGCACGCGGUGCUGGCCGCCUCCUGCGCGCGCUACCGCCGCUCGCUGCGCCUGCUGGAGCCCUUCGAGGUGCGCACCCGCCUGCUGGGCUGGGACGGCCGGGCCUUCUACCUGGAGUCCCGCUUCCUCAGCGGCCGGGACGGCUUCGUGUGCGCGCUGCUGCUCUUCCGCCAGCACGUGCUGGGCACCACGCCCGACCAGGUGGUGCAGUACCUGUGCAAGAGGCGGGUGGAGUCACCUGAGCUCCCGGAGGAUCUCCAGCACUGGAUUAACUACAACGAAGCCAGCAGCCAGAAACUCCGGGCAGAAUCUGGCCUCAGUAGCACCAAGGAUCAGUAGCAGGCUGGCCCCUGCUCUCCCCUGGUCCCUUUCCUUGAGGAAGGAAUACCUGGGUCCCUAUCACUUAUUAAUUUAUUUUCUACAUGUUUGCACUUGUCCACUGGGGCUGGGGAUUCUCAGGGAAGGGAUGGGGGGAGGGCAGGGAGACUUCUGUCAGACCCCCUACCUGGGCAGGACCAGAUUUGGGUGAACUGAGGAGAAAGAAAGGAUCAGGUAGGGGCUAUCAUUCCCAUUUUACAGAAAUGGAAACUAAGGCUCAGAAGCAACUUGAACAAUUUCGUAGCAAGUCACUAGCAAAGCCACUGGCCCCUGCACCUCUCAAUUCCCAGCCCUGGGCUCUUUCUGUUACUCUUGUCUAUGCCCUCUUUUCUUGAUUUCACUAUUGAUGCCUCCUGUGGGGCUCUUAAUUCUUGAAGUGACAACUUAUCUGGAAAGUCCUCUCACUGACUUGGGGUGAUGGAAGAGCCUCAGGUUCGAAUCCCAGCUCUUUCAUGAUCUCCCUGUAUGAUCUAAGAAAGUUCUUUCUUCUGCCUGGCCUCUGUCUCCUUUUUCAUAGGAUUCAGAGAAUUUGGGGCAGGAACAGACGUUGGAGAUAGUCCAGUUCAACCGGCCUUACAGAGGGGGAAACAGAGACCGGAGAAGGGAAAUGACUCCUAUAAAGGUUGUGCAGGGAGUGAGUAAUGGAGCAAGACUUGGUGCCCCUUCAGUUUACACUAUGCUGAGAGGGUCAAGUUGGAAGGACCUCCAAGGCCAGUUCCCACCUCAAACACCCAUCGAGUUGACUUUUCCAACAAGACAAGAGUCUUUUUAUAUUCUAGCCUAAGCAGGAAUCCAGAACUCUGUGGGCUUCCCUGUGAGGAGCAGGGAAAGAAGUGAGACUGGUGGCCAGCCACCUCACCCUGCCCUGCCCAGCUUUCUCCUUCUCCAUCCCUCAGACACCUGAAUGUAGUGACCAGGUCUCUCUCCCACACAGGUUCCCCUCCAAUAAGCACUUUAUGGAUGAGACUGUAUUUAAUCCACCAUACUAGAUCUGUGUCAAGACUCAUUUCUGUCCCACGCAUAUCCCCUCUUCCUUCCAAGGAGCUGAUGCUGGCAUGUGGUCAGCUAAAAUGGGAGAGGACAGGCUCAGGUGAGGGAAGCCCCUGCAGCCAGAAAGUCAGCAGGGCCAGGGUCUUGAUUUUCCAGCAGAAAGAGGGGACCUCAGGGCCCAAGAGGAACUGUCUGGGCCUCUGCUAUUCAGGCCUACCCUCCAACACUGCAACCUCUGCUUGCCUUGUGGCUGCCCCGACAGGUGCCCCAGGGACUGCAAGUCCCCAGCUCUCUCCUGUGGCUGCCCAACAAGUGCCCCAGGGACUGCAAGUCCCAUAGCUCUCUUUCUCUUCCGUUUCCCCAGCCAUUCUCAUCCCCCAUCUCAGAAAAGCUGCAAUCUUUUUGUUUUAUUUAAGAGAGAGAGAUAUUAAAAGAUUUUAAAACAAAAUA